AUGCCCUUCUUUAUCCGCAAUAGAAAUGAUUCAAAAGAUAAAAAACAGAAGAAACGAAAGAAAAUUUUGAACAAUAAACUUUCACAACAACAUAAAUCGAAUAAAAAUUUUAAAAGCUCAAACUCCAUUGAUUCUGAGAGAAUAUCAAACAAGAAAAAUAACCUUAUCGAAGAUGAUGAAGAAAUUCCAAGUGAUACAGAUGAUGAAGUAGAAGAAGGAAAUGAGAAAGUAUCAACAAAUGGUCAUUAUAGUUUAAAUAAUCUGAUUAAUGCAGAAAAUGAUGAAGAUGAAGAAACGAACGUACAUGAACGACGUUUAAACUUAGCUAAACAAUACAUUGCUGAUAUUGAAAAACAAGAAGAAGAAAAAAAUCUUGAUCGUGAUUUAGUUUCAGAACGUUUACGUGACGAUGUGCUUGAACAAACAGGCAAAUUACAUCGACAAGUAGCAUCAACAUAUACUCAACCUGUUUUAUAUCACACAUGUCAUGGUCAUCAACAAACAGUAACAUGCGUGGCUGUAUCUUCUGACGGGAAUUACGUCUACAGUGGAUCAAAAGAUUGUAGCAUAAUCAAAUGGUGUCUGGUAACCGGUAAAAAAUUACAUCUCAUACGCCGUUUAACAAAGCCUAAGGAUGAAUCAGCUAAAAGUACUGCAACAGUAUGUGGUCAUUAUAAUCACGUAUUAUCGUUGGCAUUAUCAACAGAUGGUUUAUAUUUGGUAUCAGGUGAUAAAUCAAAUUUAAUUCAAAUAUGGAAUGGUAAUACUUGUCAACAUUUAAAAACAUUUCGAGGACAUAAAGGACCGGUGACAGGAUUAGUAUUUCGACGCAAUUCUCAUCAGUUAUUUAGUGCAUCACAUGAUCGAUCAGUUAAAGUAUGGAAUUUAGAUGAAAUGACAUAUGUUGAAACAUUAUUCGGUCAUCAAGAACCGAUUCAAGCAAUUGAUGCAUUGAUGCGUGAAAGAUGUUUAACUGCUGGUGGUCGGGAUAAUACAUUGAGAUUAUGGAAAAUUAUCGAAGAAUCACAUCUUGUUUUCAAUGGGCAUAAGGGCUCCAUCGAUUGUUUAUCAUUCAUUAAUGAAGAACAUAUGUUAUCAGGUGCUGACGAUGGAUCACUUGCAUUGUGGACAGUAAAUAAACGUCGUCCACUAUUUCACUUACCUCAUGCACACAAACCGUUGACAACAAUAGAUAUUCUCGACUCAUCCUUGCCGGAAGAAUAUUGGAUAACAGCAUUAACAGCAUUACGUUAUACAGAUUUAACUGCUACCGGUUCCUUUGAUGGAUCAAUAAAGCUUUGGAAAUGUACAGCAGAAUUUAAUCAUAUGUCCGUAUUGUUUACUAUACCACAGAUGGGUUUUGUAAAUGAUUUGAAAUUUUCAAACGACGGGCAAUAUUUAAUUGCUGCUGUUGGUCAAGAACAUCGAUCAGGAAGAUGGUGGAGUGUAAAAGGAGCAAAAAAUUCCGUCGUUAUUUAUAAAUUAGGUAAACUAACUUCUGAUACGGUCUAA
This is a messenger RNA of Didymodactylos carnosus, 1512 nucleotides long. NCBI's taxonomy places the organism in Eukaryota, Metazoa, Rotifera, Eurotatoria, Philodinida, Philodinidae. The record is from the annotation of a GenBank genome assembly.